Branchiostoma floridae (Florida lancelet) is the source of this 7434-nucleotide messenger RNA. Its product is annotated as lysine-specific demethylase 5A-like. Lineage: Eukaryota; Metazoa; Chordata; Leptocardii; Amphioxiformes; Branchiostomatidae. The record is from RefSeq and is a predicted model, not a curated record. Gene Ontology annotation, molecular function: histone demethylase activity; DNA binding. Gene Ontology annotation, biological process: chromatin remodeling. Gene Ontology annotation, cellular component: nucleus.
GGUCACAGCAAUCAACGCCGAGCAGAUCCAUCCUCUCUAACUAUGUUUUUGAAUAUAUGCUCAUUAAAAUGGGGUCUAAUUAAAACCAUAUAUAAUUUUAACUUAUUUCAUGGAGGAUUGGAUUGAUAAAGUGAUAAAGUAUAGUUCUGUAUGGGGAAUUUACGUAACUAAUUAGGACUAUUUCGUGCGGAGGCGGAUGUGAGUUCGGGUGUGAGCAGGCCACACGUCCAGAUCGUCCCCAUAGCAAGAUGGAGUAGUGUUUUUCUGGUGAUUUUGCACGUUUUUGGUCGUGUUUUCAACUCCAAGACGCUCCUGGACUUUUCUAGCUGGGAAUACCACCGUGUCCGAGCGAUGCCGGAGCACGACGAGUUCGUACCGCCGCCGGAGGCUCCGGUGUUCGAGCCGAACGAGGAGGAGUUCGCCGAGCCGCUGGCUUACAUCGCGAAGAUUCGGCCCAUUGCAGAGAAGGCUGGGAUCUGUAAAAUCCGCCCACCCCCGGACUGGCAGCCACCCUUUGCAGUGGAUGUGGACAAUUUCAAAUUCACGCCUAGGAUCCAACGGCUAAAUGAGCUUGAGGCAAAAACAAGAAUCAAGCUGAACUUCCUUGACCAGAUGGCCAAGUUCUGGGAACUACAGGGUAACACCUUAAAGAUUCCAACGGUGGAAAGAAAGCUGCUGGAUCUAUACGGACUCAGCAAGGUUGUGCAGGAAGAGGGAGGGUUUGAGCAGGUGUGUCGGGACAGGAAGUGGUCCCGUAUCGCUGUGAAGAUGAACUACCCUCCUGGGAAGAACGUGGGCUCCCUGCUGAAGGGGCACUACGAGCGCAUCCUGUUCCCAUACGACGUGUUCCAGUCAGGCGCAACGCUCGCUCCCGUCAAUACGGAUAAGCAGGAUGUGGAGGACAGUAAGGACAAGGACUACAAGCCCCACGGCUUCUCCACCAGGAUGGGGGGUGCGGGGCCGGGGCGCAGAGGCAAGAGGCCCAUGAGGAUGGAGACGGGGGUUCAAUCUCAAGUGCACGUGGCCGAGACCAGCCACGUUAAGAAGGAGGAGAACAUCGACAUGAGCGCCAACCCUGAGCUGAAGAAGCUGCAGAUAUUCGGGCCCGGGCCGAAGAUGAUGGGGCUGGGACUCAAGGCACAGGAGAAGAACAGGCUCAAGAAGAUGAAAGAAGAAGAAGGGCAUGACGAUGUGAAACCUGAGCCUGUGGUGGAGGUGAAACAAGAACCUGGGGAAACACCUGCGGAACAGGUCCCACCUGCCCAACAGACAUCACCGGCCGAGGAGAAAGCUCCGGAGAGGCGGUCGCCACGGAAACUGGACACGCCCAAGAAGGAGGGGUCGCCUCCAUCUGCGCCUAAGGAGGAGGUCCGGAGGCUGAGGGAACGGAGUGGGGCGCUGGCGGCAAACUUUGGCGUGUCUUCAGGCAUGUCUGUCCGACGUCGACACGGGAUCGACACGUACAUCUGCCACUCGUGCGGGAAGGGAGACGACGAGAGCCACCUGCUGCUGUGUGACGGCUGCGACGACGCUUUCCACACCUACUGCCUCAUCCCCCCUCUCACCGACAUCCCCAAGGGAGACUGGAGGUGCCCCAAAUGUGUGGCCGCAGAAUGCUCGAAGCCAUCUGACCCUUACGGGUUUGAGCAGGCUCGUAAGGAGUACACCCUGCAGUCCUUCGGGGAGAUGGCAGACCAGUUCAAACAGGACUACUUCAGUAUGCCUGUCCACAUGGUUCCUUGUGAGACGGUUGAGAAGGAGUUUUGGCGCCUGGUGAAUUCGAUCGAGGACGACGUGACGGUUUCGUACGGCGCUGACCUGCACACGGUGGAACACGGCAGCGGCUUCCCCUGCAAGUCCAAUGGGAAGGCCAUGAGCCCGGAGGAUGAGGAGUACGCCAUGGCUCCGUGGAACCUGAACAACCUCCCGGUGCUGGACGCCUCCGUUCUGAGCCACAUCAGUGCCGACAUCUCUGGCAUGAAGAUCCCAUGGACGUAUGUGGGGAUGUGCUUCUCCUGUUUCUGCUGGCAUAAUGAGGACCACUGGAGCUACUCUAUCAACUACCUGCACUGGGGCGAGCCGAAGACGUGGUACGGCGUGCCCGGUGCGAGGGCACAGGAUUUUGAGGCGGUGAUGAAGCAGAACGCGCCGGAGCUGUUCGUGAACGCGCCGGACCUUCUGCACCAGCUGGUCACCAUCAUGAACCCCAUGAUCAUCAUGGAAGGGAAAGUGCCGGUGUACCGGACCAACCAGUGUGCGGGGGAGUUUGUGGUGACGUUCCCUCGGGCGUACCACGCUGGCUUCAACCAAGGCUACAACUUCGCAGAAGCCGUCAACUUCUGUCCUGCAGACUGGCUCCCCAUUGGCCGAGCGUGUGUGGAACACUACAGCGACCUGAAGAGGUUCAACGUGUUCGCGCACGAGGAGCUGAUCUGCAAGAUGGCGGCCAACCCGGACGCUCUGGGCCUGGACAUUGCCGCGGCAACGCACAAGGAAAUGCUGCAUAUGGUUGAGACGGAGAAGAAGUCUAGAAGGGCUCUGCUGGAAAGGGGCACGACGGAGGCAGAGCGAGAGGCAUUCGAGCUGCUUCCAGACGACGAGCGCCAGUGCGACUCCUGCAUGCGGACAUGUUUCCUGUCUGCCGUUACCUGCCCAUGCAGUCCCAACAAGCUGGUGUGUGUGCGACACGCCGACCGCCUGUGUGACUGUGGACCUGCCAGGCAUGUGCUCAGGUACCGGUACACGCUAGACGAACUGCCCUCCAUGUUACACAGACUGAAACUGCGGGCGGAGUCCUACAACAUCUGGUCCAGCAAAGUCAAGGGCGCCAUGGAGGCUCCACAGCUGGACAAACUGGAGUUGACGGAGCUGAAGGAGCUCAUCACGGAAGCUGAGGAGCGGAAAUUUCCGGAGAACGAGCUUCUCCAGGCGCUGGAGUCUGCUGUAGCCGAGGCUGAGAAGUGUGCCAGCGUGGCCGCGACCUGCUGAACCGAGUGGAGUCCUUCCAACAGGAAGCCCAGGCUGCCCUCCAGGACGAGAUGCCCAACUCUGAGAAGCUUCACCGGCUGCUGGAGAUCGGGGUGGGGCUGGACGUGGAGCUGCCAGAGAUGCCCAAGCUCAAACAGGAGCUUCAGCAGGCUCGGUGGUUGGACGAGGUCCGUGAGACGCUCUGCACGCCGUCCCAGGUGACGCUGGACGCCAUGCGGAAGCUGAUCGACUCGGGCGUGGGCCUGGCGCCGCACCCCGCCGUGGAGAAGGCCAUGGCGGAGCUACAGGAGCUGCUGACGGUCAGCGAGCGCUGGGAGGAGAAGGCCAGGAUAUGCCUGCAAGCCAGACCACGGCACGUCAUUGCCACCCUAGAAGCCAUCAUCAACGAGGCCAAGACCAUCCCAGCCUACCUGCCCAACACCUUGGCACUUAAGGAGGCUCUGAGGAAAGCCAAGGAGUGGACGGCCAAGGUGGACGCCAUCCAGGGUCCGGUGACCCCCCGACAAGGCCGGGUCGCUACAGCUGGGGAAAAGGGCACCAGACAUGACAACUCAGAGCACUACCCUUACCUGGACAUCCUGGAGUCUCUGGUGAUGAAGGGUCGGCCCAUCCCGGUACGUCUGGAGCAACUGCCGCAGGUGGAGUCCCAGGUGGCAGCUGCGCGCUCCUGGAGGGACCGCACCGCAAGAACCUUCCUCAAGAAAAACUCUCCUUACACUCUCGUGGAGGUUCUGUCCCCAAGAGUGGACAUUGGUGUCUACACCAGCAGCAAGACAAGACGUAAGAAAAACAAGGAGGCAUGUGCCGAGAAGGAGAAGGAAAAGGAGAAUACCAACAUCUUUGACUUCAGAAUGGAGGAGGUCAGAGACCCAGCCACUAUUGUAAGUAACGUACAAAUCGUUGCCCAGUUUAAGGAGUCUGAGCGUAAGGAGGUGGAAGCCAUGCGGGAGUUGCGAGCCCGGGACCUGCAGAAACAGCGGGAGGUUUGCGAGGAGGGUGCGGAGCACAAGUUCUGCCUGUGUCGGAAGGGGGUAUCGGGUUACAUGCUGCAGUGCGAGCUGUGUAAGGACCUGUUCCACACGUCCUGCGUGCCGCUGCCCAAAGCCAUCGCCAGCAAGAACAAGAACAUGUCUCCGCUCGCGGCCGCCCAGGCCACCAAGGAGCUCAAGUUCCUGUGCCCGCUCUGCAUGAGGUCGCGACGGCCCAGACUCGAAACCAUCCUGUCCUUACUCGUGUCGCUACAGAAACUGCCCGUCAGGCUGCCCGAGGGCGAGGCCCUCCAGUGCCUGACGGAACGGGCCAUGUCGUGGCAGGACCGGGCCAGACAGGCACUAGCGACGGACGAACUAUCGGGGGCUCUGGCGAAGCUGUCUGUCCUGAGCCAGCGUGCCGUGGAGGCGGCCGCUCGCGAGAAAACGGAGAAAAUCAUCACGGCCGAGCUGCAGAAGGCUGCGAACAAUCCGGAGCUGCAGGGGCACAUACAGAGCGUGCAGCAAAGCGCCUUUGCGGGGUCAUCGACCUUCGCUGAGAACGGGAGAACGUCGCCAGACGCCCUGGUCCCGUCUGUCAGCCCGGUGAACCCGGCCGCGGGCAUGCCUGCUAUUCUACAGAGUGGAGGCAGCGCUGCACAGGCACUGAGCGCGGCCGCAGCGGCCUACACAGCGGGGACCCAGCCCGGCGCUGCUAUCAGCCAGAUCCCGGCGACAGCGUCCGACGACAGCCAAUCAGAGCGGGAGGAAAUGUCAUCAUCCUUCAACUCGGAGCACGCCUACUCCUCAGCAUCCAAGGCACAGCCUGGAACGCCAAGGAAGCACCCUCGGAAGACGGCGCACGUCCCUCGGUCAGACGAGCCCCCGGUUCUGGAGCUGUCUGAGCUGGCGAAGGCUCAGCUGGAGGACCUCAUGAUGGAGGGAGACCUGCUGGAGGUGUCGCUGGACGAGACCCAGCACAUCUGGCGCAUCCUGCAGGCCUGCCUGCCUAAACAGGAGGACUCCUCUAUACUGCACUUCCAGGAGGAUGAAACCAUUACCCGGGCAACCGCUGCCAAGCCCAAACCCAAGGAGAAGAAGAAGAUCAUCAAGCGAAAGAAGGAGGAGAACAUCGAGCUGGAGAAGCCAGGUGAGGAGCUGGACAAGCCCAAGAAGAAGAAGAUGAAGAUCAAGAAGGAGGUUGUGGAGAACAACAAGCCUCCGGAAGUUCUGGAGAAGAAGAAGAAGAAAGUGAUGAAGAAGAAGGAGAACAAGGACCCGAUGCGGGAGCGGGAGGUCCAGGUGAAGAAGGAGCGGGAAGAGAAGAUGAUCGUGAACGUAGAUGGAGACAGCGAUCACCAGGAGGAGGAGGAUGAUGAUGAUGACCAGGACUGUGCAGCCAAGCGCUGCCUCCAACCGACAGGUGACGAGGUAGACUGGGUGCAGUGUGACCGGUGCGAAGAGUGGUUCCAUCUUGUGUGUGUCGGCUUGAAACACCAGCCCACCGACGAUGAGGAGUACGUCUGUCGCUGCUGCAAGCUCAAGCAGCAGAAGGCCGCCAAGCGCGCCGAGAAGCGGAAAGACACGGAGUCGAGCUCGUCUGCUCCGAGCCCCCGGGCCAGGUCGGUCAGCUACAGCAGGGAAAACAGCACCACGAGCUCCACAAGUGGCAGCAUGGACGCUGCCGUCAGACAGACUGUUCCGGAAACCCUGCCGGACGCACAGGACAUGGAGGCGACGACAGAGGAAACGUUAGUCUCUAACGAAGAUGAUAACAAGGAGGCAGAGGAGGCAGAGGAGCCUGUGGUGGUGGAGGAAACCAUGGAAACGGCAGAGACGGAGGACGGGGACCAGCCCCAGAGUUUAGUGGAACUGUUAGCCAAAGACUCGGUCGUCGCGGCUUCAACCAAUCAAAUUCCCCUGAUGGAGGUGUCGUGACGGCACACCCAGACUCACCCCCCUUAUGUAUUGUUGUAGAGAAGCGGCGUAGGUCAGCUGUGUAGGUCUGUCUCAACACAUCAGUUUCACCACUAGGAUGGACUGUAUAUUUUCCUUCUGCCUUUAUUUUCACAAGCCUUGUGUAUAAUGGACUAGUGUGGCCCAAGUAACAGCCAAACGUUGAUCCAAACUGCCGAGAACCCUUCGAAGGGAAACUGCUGCAUAUCUUAGGAGUUUGUGUACACAUGUCUGUAGAGAUGGGAGGAUGUGCUUUAAUAAGGGGUUUGGGGUGAAUCUUCUGUACAGUAUUCUGUGUGUAUGUUCUACGUGAAGAAUCCCUGCAAUAUUGUACACACCCAUUCCACCCACUACCUGUAAUUUACACCUGUCCCAAUGUACCUGUCAUGGAAUCAUUAUGUAGCUAACUACCUCCAGUAUUCCUUUGCUGAAUCUUCCAGUGUUGUCGAAAUGUCAAAUUAUGUUGUAACCAUCACUCGAGUUCUUGAAGGUGCCAGUAUUAGGACUAGAAACACUGUUCAUUUUAAGUUCAGAAAGAUCAUAGAACUAGAAGCACAGGGUCUUGUUUUAAAGACAGUAGAAGUACAAACUCUCAUUUGUAAGCCAAACAUGGAUGUUUUGUAUGCUAGGUCAGAAAUCACCUGUGGAAACAAAUUCUAUACAGCAUUGUGCAUUUUAACUGCACAUCCAGAAAGGAUUUGAAGUGUAGAGGUUCAACUUGGUGCUGUAGAUGUAAGAAAAAUGACUUUUUGAAUUUAGAUUAAGCAGCAUUUAGAUGAAACUCACAAUUGGAUGACACAAUGCUUACUGCUCUGUAGUGUAGCAAGUCGUCCCAUGCUGUCCCUCUCUACAACUGUUUCUGCACAGCAUCAAAUGUUGCUUUUUUCCUCAUAGUCUUAAACGUUAUGUUCAUUUUUUGUCCAGGGUGCUUCGUUAGAUUGGAGCCUCUGCUAAAGCAUUGAAAUAGAAAACAUCAGAAUUUAGAGUGAACUUUUGUUGUACCAAAAGGUCAAGAAACAUUCUGUAGCUUCAAUGUUACUCAUUAGAAGGAAUGUAGAAACUUUUGUUCGAGCGGGAGAAAAGAAUGUACAGAGUAGACUUGUUUCGGUUUAGAUUUCUUUUUUUUCUUCUGACGGCUGAUGUACAAUUUUCCUACUAUGUCCCUUGCUGCACAGACAGCAGCGAAACGUUGCUUCUCAGAGCCCUGAAGAGUCUCCCCCGUUCCUGGCGGCCCCUCAUGCCUUGAAGACUCCCCUCUGCAGUAGUUCCCAUGCUGGAUGUUGCCUGCCACACUGCCCAGAGUUUAUGUAGUGGAUACAUAGUAGGUGUAGCGACGUAGCCAUUUGUAAUGAUACAAUGUAGCGACACAAGCUGCUCCAGUUCAACACGUGGUACCAUGGCAACAAGGCAAGCUUCUGCAGCCAGCAUCCUCCCGUGACCUCCCCUGACCUUCCUGACUCUGGUGCAGGAGAAUGUUAGAUGUCAGGGAGGAGAUUGUAAUUAUUAAAACACUGAACAUUCA